GGGUUACACGUGUAGUAACAUACAACGCCACGCUUCCUUGUCUCGAUAUACUCAAAUAUGACUCAAUUCCCAAUCACAUCCGGAUGCUUAUGGAAAUAAGCGAAGGGGUUUAAUAUUGCCCUUCAAUUUGACAUCGGCGUUAAACAUCGGCAGACCACUGAACGUUUAACAUCUCCUCUUCAAAUCACUUUGGUAAUUUUUUACAUUAGUCAAGCAUACCGAGUGUUUAUUAAGUUACACCUGGAUUUGAUACAGAAAUCUAUAACAUGGAGUCUUCUAAACGUAUCUAUAUGUUCAAGGUUGUAACUAAUCUACUCCUACUCCAAUCACUGAUGAACAUUGCCGAAGGAGUUAUAAGGCCGUUGAAUCAAGUGAAGUCACUGAAUCUUCUCAAAAGUCAUUAUCAGAAUGAUGAAGCACCAGACCCUAUGCAAAUGCCUAUGUCGCUACUAUCUCAACCUGUAGUGGCAGCUACCUAUUACUUCAGCUCUGCAAGGAGGCCUUUGAAUGGAGAUUUUCAAAGCUUGGAUGCAUCAGAUCGCUGUGAAGCUGCAGAUUCAAGACAAGGUACUUGCUACGAGACCUCGGACUGCGUUGAUCUAGGAGGAACACCAAUGGGACGAUGUUCACACGAAGGAGUUUGUUGCAUAUUUGAUGUUCAGUGCGGUGGGGCCACCAGUGAAAUGAUAUCAUAUUUCAGAAGUCCUGGUUUUCCUGAACCUUAUGAACAAGAAGGAACCUGUAAAAUGAGGAUUGCGAAAAAUUCUGACGCUGUUUGCCAAAUUCGUCUGGAUUUUCUAGUGUUUGAUAUUGCUCGACCCGUAGAAGGGAACUGUUCCCAAGACAUGCUAGUAAUUACAGGACAAAAUGAAAACAAUUUAGUGCCAAAGAUAUGUGGCCUUAAUAGCGGUCAACAUUAUUACAUAGAUGUGGAGGAAUCCGGGGCUAUUAGUAUACAUGUGACAAUGGUGGGAACUUAUGGAAGAAAAUUUGAAAUCAAAGUUACUCAAGUAAAAUGUACAAGUCGCGAUGCAGCUCCACCACACUGUCUUCAGUACCACAGAGGCACAAGAGGCUCUAUUAAAAGCUUCAAUUACGAUGAACCGGGACUUUUAGGUCUCGGUUAUCCAAACAAUUUGGAUUACGUCAUAUGCAUCAGAAAAGAGCCAGGAUUUUGCUCAAUUACUUAUCAAUUAUCUUCUGACGGACGGAACGUAUCACCUUUCGCCGUAGGGGCAGUUGCAGGAGCUGCUAAUGCUGCAGCGGGGCCAACAGGGCCAGUUGCAGCAGAAUGCCAUGAUGAUUACAUUCUCUUCACUGGUAUCAGAGUUUGUUCCGGAAGAGUGGCAGCAGCUGGACCACCCAACAGACCAGUAAGAGAACCAAAUACAACGUCUACUUACAUUCUUACCGAUUCUACCCCAGGGCCAUUUCUAGUACGAUUUGUAUCAAAUGGAGUACGAAAUGCAAGAGGUUUCCAUUUCACAUACAGACAAAACCCAUGCAAAUAGAAAAUACCAGAGGAGAUUUCAUUACAGAGAAUAUUAUAGUAAUCACCAGUGCUCAUACCUAUGGCGAUUUAUCAUUUUUAAGAUACGAAGUUGAAAUAACUUACGAUUCAAUAUCUUUAAUAUUUGUAAUGCAUGUGAUGGACAGCCUUCCUUAGGUGAAGAAAAACUGAAGCAUACUGUAGUAACUUCGAAACAUCCAUGGUUUAUUUGACAGAUAUUUUACAGUAUUUCUUAGCAGUUCUUUACAACCCUUCUGAAUAUGUGCUCAAUGUUUAAAAUCCGAAUUUUGACAUUGCUCACAUUUUUUGUACUAUUCAAGCUGUACAAGUUAUAUGUCUCACAAGUUUUUAAUUAUGCAUUUCAUCCUUUUGAAAAAUUCCCUUAAGUUAUUUUGAUGAUCUGUAUGAAUACUUUAAAAUGGAUGUGAUUUGUUCAUAAAUAAAAUGG
Messenger RNA from Stegodyphus dumicola, 1958 nucleotides. RefSeq lists its product as uncharacterized. The record is from RefSeq and is a predicted model, not a curated record. Lineage: Eukaryota; Metazoa; Arthropoda; Arachnida; Araneae; Eresidae.